This is a messenger RNA of Periconia digitata, 1124 nucleotides long. The record is from the annotation of a GenBank genome assembly. Lineage: Eukaryota; Fungi; Ascomycota; Dothideomycetes; Pleosporales; Periconiaceae.
UGUUUCGACGCGGAUCAAAGAAUCCAUCGAACAAAGUCCAAGACGCAUAACAUGGAUAUGAUAUAAGCAGCACAGCAGAUUGGCCGGCCAAUCACAGGCGAUGCGACGCGUAUAAAUCCGACCAAUCACGGCUGCCAAAGCUCCGAUCGUGAGUUCGUGAGUUCGUUCACUGCGCCGGGAACCGUGCCUUCGGGUCCCUGUGCUGCUAUUCUCGGCAUACAACACCACAUCCUUAUGCACCUGUCGCCGUUAUCUAUACGGUAUAGGCUUGUUAUGCAUCACGCUUCCCUCCGAGCCCAUUGAUUCCCUCGACUGUCGUCAUCCAGCUGCCCGUAUUCAUUCUGGAAAUAAAUGCAAUCCUGCAUGCGCGCCAUGUCGCGCUAUUGGAUCUGUGCUACAGAACCACGCACAAAUACACGUCUUGACCCCCCAAUCCCGUCCCAGUAUUUGCCAUAGUCCUAGUUCCAGCACUGCUUGCUGCAACUGCCGUUCCCUCGCAAUCAUCGAAUCCGUACGCCGAGUGAUGCAUGCCCAUUGAAAAAACGCAUAUUCCCCGAACCCACCCAUAUCAAACGCCGAAACACCACCUGCAUGCCAAUAACGCUUUACAGCGCUGCGUACUGAGGUGCGCUUGCGUACCUGAAUAGUACAUCGUCUAGCGCAAUCUGCGCAUUCUUCACCGCAUCGUCCACCCCGGCAAUCUGCUCAUGGUUGCCCUGCAUGCUUUCCAGGCUCCCUAGAAACAAAGUCAGCCAUCAUUUCAACUAAACUCGCAGCGCAACAUCAAUACGUACGACGCAGUUGCUCGAGCAGUGGUGCCAGCUCGGGGUCGGGCGAGUCCAGCUUCGCUGCAGCUGUGUUUGCUGCUGUCGUCUUGGCCCAUGACACGCCAAUGUCGUCAGGCCCGUCUCCCUCCGCCUCCAUAUUCUCGACAUCUUCUAAUAAAGGAUGGAACUAGACAUGUAUGUCAGCUUGCAUUUUCUCUGGUCCAGCCGAUACAUGAGCAUUGCAUACUCGUCCUUGCUUCUCCUGGCGCUUCCACUCUGCUUUCCAUAGUUUCGCAUUCCUCUCCAGCCGCUGCAGAUUUUCCCGGUCUUUCUCCAGCAGACGCUGAGUCACCUUGA